AGCGAGUAUGAGACCAGACCGUUGUUCAUGCAUGUUACCAUGAAAGCGUCAAGAAGCUUACGAGUGCGUCUGCCAGCAUUGGUGUUAGUGUUAGAAGUCGUCAUCCUGACUCUUUAUGCUGUCUUUGUCACCUAUGACGACAACGCCAAUGCCAAGCUGCAAAGCAACGAGACCAACCCGAUGGACAAUAGCGUGUAUCGCGACUAUCCUUUCUUCGCUGACGUCCAAGUGAUGAUCUUCGUAGGCUUCGGCUGCCUGUUGGCCUUCUGCCGAUUCUACGGUUUCAGCGGAAUGGUUUUCAACUUUCUGACGGCCACCUUUGCAAUCCAGUGGGCGAUCGUCAUCCAAGGCUUCCUCCAGUUUUACCACGAUGGGAAAAUUCACCUUGGCGUUAUCAACCUGCUCUACGCGGAAUUUGCAUGCGCUGUGGUGCUUAUCUCCUUCGGGGCCGUGCUCGGGAAGACCAGUCCGGUGCAGCUCCUGGUGAUGGCUUUGCUGGAGAUCCCCGUGUUCGCCGUGACAGAGUGGGCCGUGUUGAAAUACAUCCGCAUAAACGAUGCCGGCGGCAGCAUUCUUAUUCACUUGUUUGCCUGCUACUUUGGUCUCGGCGUGACAUUUGUGCUGUAUCGGCCGGCCCUCAAUAACGGCCACUCCAAAGAAAUCACCAGCUACCAUUCGGACAUCCUGUCUGUCAUGGGAACCUUGUUCCUCUGGGUGUUCUGGCCCUCAUUCAACUCUGCGCUCACCUUAAAAGGUGACGAUCAACACAGAGCAAUCCUGCACACUUUUAUCGGCCUGAGCUCGUCCACUCUCACUGCAUUUGCACUUUCUACAGUGUUCAAUAAGAGAGGCAAGCUCACAAUGGCCGACAUCCAGAACGUGACUUUGGCAGGUGGCGUGACAGUCGGAGCGUCAGUGGACAUGAUGAUUUCUCCUUCGGCUGCCUACGCUUUGGGCAUCAUGGGCUGCACUGCUUGUUUUUUUGGAUACAAGUACCUCAGCCCCUUUUUAGCACGACGCCUGAGGAUCCAGGACCAGUGCGGCAUUCAUAAUCUGCACGGCCUCACGGGCCUCAUUUCAUCCACAGCCGGCAUCUGCGCCAUCCUGCUAGCCACUGAGGAAACCUACGGGCCCAGCAUGUACCAGAUCUUUUCCCACCGUGCUCCACCCGAGGGAGAUCCAAAGCUGCUGGAGCUUCAGACGCUGAUCCCCGGGUUGAAGCCAGGCUUGGGGCGUACGGCGCAAGAGCAGGCUCUGCACCAAGUCGCGGCGAUCUUUUCCACCAUUGCGGUUUCCGCUGUUGGCGGGGUGCUGACCGGUUUGGUCUUGAGGCUGCCAUGCAUGGCUUCCCCAUCUGAUGAGGACUGUUUUGAUGAUGAGGUGUUCUUUGAUAUGCCAUCAGAUUUUAAUAGAGUGGAAGAUAUCAAGAACUCUAUAACUGGCAAUGAUGGUGAUGUCCAUAAAAAUAAAUUAGCACCAUGAAAUCAAGAUCUUUGCAGCCAUACCAAUGCUUCACUGCCAUUCUGUUGGUAAAUAUGAGUCAUUUAUUGUGUGAUCUUUUGCUACAGUCGAUGUUAUGAUGUCAAUCAUUUUGACUGUUAUUUCAAUUGAUUUCAUACAUUUUUAAAGUAAAGGUGCAGACUAUUUUUU
Molecule: messenger RNA, 1650 nt
Organism: Hippocampus zosterae (dwarf seahorse)
Lineage: Eukaryota; Metazoa; Chordata; Actinopteri; Syngnathiformes; Syngnathidae
Product: ammonium transporter Rh type B-like
Exons: 1
Coding region: 28-1482 (484 amino acids)
Biological process (GO): ammonium transmembrane transport; ammonium homeostasis
Cellular component (GO): plasma membrane
Molecular function (GO): ammonium channel activity
Source: RefSeq, a predicted model, not a curated record